Messenger RNA from Sphaeramia orbicularis (orbiculate cardinalfish), 2685 nucleotides. Its product is annotated as protein-glutamine gamma-glutamyltransferase 5. Gene Ontology annotation, molecular function: protein-glutamine gamma-glutamyltransferase activity. The coding region runs from base 9 to 2186 and encodes 725 amino acids. Lineage: Eukaryota; Metazoa; Chordata; Actinopteri; Kurtiformes; Apogonidae. The record is from RefSeq and is a predicted model, not a curated record. The transcript has 15 exons. Gene Ontology annotation, biological process: peptide cross-linking. Gene Ontology annotation, cellular component: mitochondrion.
GUCGCAACAUGGACUUUAUGCAACAGACGACACACACCGCUGGAAGAGGAGGUAAUGACUACAGCCUGUGUCGACUGAAGUUUGUCAACUUUGAGUCUCAUAAGAACCACAUUUUCCAUGAGACCCAGGGGCUGAGCAGAGAGCAGCUGGUGGUGCGACGUGGGAAACCCUUCAGAGUCACUCUGCUGUUCCAGGGCCGUUCAGUCAGCCGUCACACACAGGCCCUGGACCUGGAGGUUCAGCUAGGUCAACUUUCAGAAAAAUUCCCAGUGAAGUUUUCCAAGGAGGGCUUUGAGUCUUGCUGCUGGUCGGCCAGAGUUUACCCUGAAGAUGUACGUACUCAGUCCAUCACCGUCCGCAUCUGCUCCCCCGUCGUUUCCUCGGUAGCGACGUACAACCUCCUCCUCCAUAUACACACUCCACACAACAGGAGGAGCUACCAGCUGGGCACAUUUGUGCUGCUCUGCAACCCAUGGCUAAAAGAUGAUCCAGUGUACCUGCCCUCGGAUGUUCAACUACAGGAGUAUGUGAGGAGUGAUUAUGGGCUGGUGUACACGGGCACCACUCAGAACAUCGGUCUGAGGCCCUGGUCCUUCGGUCAGUAUGAGCCUGGGGUGUUGGAGGCAUGUCUGAAGCUUCUGCAGGUCAGUCCACAGCAUCUGGACAACAAACACCACGACUACAUCCGCCGUUCAGAUGCCAUUUACCUUAGCAGGGUGGUGUGUGCGAUGGUGAACUGCAAUGAUGACCUGGGUGUUUUGGCGGGGAAGUGGAACGGCAGCUACAGUGAUGGCGUCCGGCCAACGGAGUGGAGCGGCAGCGCUGAAGUCCUACAACGCUGGGCAUCCUCCAACUGUAGCCCUGUCCGUUAUGGACAGUGUUGGGUGUUUGCAUCUGUCCUCUGCACUGUUAUGAGAGUACUGGGGAUUCCUUCCAGAGUUGUGACAGUGUUCAACGCUGCCCAUGACGUUAAUGCUAACCUGACAAUUGAAGAAUAUUACUCAAGCAGAGGGGAGAAGCUUGGCCUAUCGAAGGACAGCAUUUGGAACUUCCAUGUAUGGGUGGAGUGUUGGAUGAGGAGACCAGAUCUCGGUGCAGAGUUUGAUGGAUGGCAGGUCGUGGACCCCACCCCCCAGGAAAAGAGUGCAGGGGUCUACUGCUGUGGCCCCUGUCCAGUGGCCUCCAUCCAGAGGAGGAGUCUGGAAUCCCCAUAUGACACCUCCUUCAUUUACGCCUCCGUUGAUGCCAGUGUCAUAAGGCUGGUCGUCCGCGAUGGACUGGUGGUGGGACGGACUGUGGACACAGAGUUGGUGGGCCGGCUGAUUUGCACCAAAAGCAUCGGUUCGGACAGACCUGAGGAUCUGACACAGAAUUAUAAGAUCCAGAGACGGGUUAAAUCAUCACCGGGCAGAAACGGAUCCUUGCAGGGUUAUUUCAUGUCUUCACCUGCUUAUUCUUGUUCAAACCUAACUCCUUCGCAUUUUUCUUUGCCUGCCACAGUGGGACACGAAACAGGAGACACAUCACCCAGUCUGGAAGUGUCCCUGAACAUAGACAAGAUCCCAUCGGUGGGCGACAGCAUCUGUGUUUGUGUGACAGUCCGGAGCUGGUCAAGCAGUCGUAGGGUCCUGAUGGAACAUGUGAACGCUCAGCUGAAACAGUACGACAGCAGCCCACGCCAGAGCUUCUGGAGAACACACAAACAGGUGCACAUCCAGCCGGGAGAAGUUUUGACUCACCACCAUACCAUUUCUGCUUCUAAAUACAAGUCACUCCUGGCUAAUGAUGACAUUGUGAACGUGGCUGUGGUAAUAAAGGACAUGAGGACUCAAGAAAGAUUCCUGGCUGCACAGGAGAUCAGAAUAAGUCCACCUGAGAUAAGGAUAGAGAUUGAAGGAGGAGACAUCAUCCAGAUGAGUAAAGAGUACACAGCCCUGGUAUCCUUCACCAACAUGUUUACGGAGGUGCUGAGUGGAGCCGUGCUGGCUGUGGAGGGAUUCGGCCUCUUACAGAGCAAACACCAGACCAGACUGGUUCUGCUGCAGCCAGGUAAGACCAUGAACAUUAAGGUGUCCUUUGUGGCCUCUUCACCUGGGACUAAACUGCUGAUGGCCACAUUUUCACACAACAGCAGCCCUGGCGUCUUUUCCAGAAGCUUCCACAAGGUUUCUGUUGUGACUGAAUGAAACUUUAAAAUCUUUCCUCUUAAUACUUUCAACAACAAACAACCUCUUUGACCUUUUGUAGUGAAGUUUAUCUGUACAUAUUCUUGAGUGAAAUAAAUUUAUCCUCUGUGACAUGCACUGCAGCCAGCGAGAUUUUUAUUCUGUGUUAGAUUACACUGGUCUACAAUUUUUAUUUUUUAUUUUUUAGAAAUGAUCUGCUUCAGAGACUAAAUGUGCUAAAUGUUACACAUUUUAAUAACAUUAAUUGGAAAAGAAAUGACAAAAGUGCUGGUUUGCUGAUGUUUUCUACGUAUAUGAUAAAGUGUUAUUACACAUAUAUAUUGGUUUAUGUACAUUUAUACAUAGAUUUAUAAACUUUCUACUAAAUAAACCCUAUAAAGUGAAUGUAUUGUAAUGUGCAGACUGUGUUUUGAAGUAGAUCUGGUAGCUCUGAGACAAAUAUUCCUUUUGAGUUAAGUCCAUUCUCUUGCUAAUUCUCGAAUUUCACAUUUUGACCCGA